Molecule: messenger RNA, 1185 nt
Organism: Carya illinoinensis
Lineage: Eukaryota; Viridiplantae; Streptophyta; Magnoliopsida; Fagales; Juglandaceae
Product: protein ALP1-like
Exons: 3
Coding region: 1-1185 (394 amino acids)
Source: RefSeq, a predicted model, not a curated record
AUGGAAAGAGAAAGUAGUUCAGAUAAUGAGCCCCAGGUGGAAGCCAAUUUAACGACUGAAGGUGCAUCGAGUAGUAACUUCGAUCAAACGUGGGACGAAUACCAAGAAUGGAGGAGGCAAGAUAACACAUAUUUGGAUCACAUGGCCAUUCUAUUGGCUGCCGUAGAAGAGGAGGAAUCUAUAGGGCAAGUGGUUGAGCGAAUGCCGCAGCAUAACAUUGGCUUACACGGACAAGAGUAUAUAGUCGCAAUCCUUAAUGGACAUCCCAAGAAUUGUAGAAAUAUGUUCCAAAUGGAAGUUUAUGCAUUUCAAGCGUUAUGCAAUACAUUACGCACGGAUUCCAUUCUGGAAUCGACAAGAGAGGUUUCCGUAGAGGAAGCCGUUGCAAUGUUUGCAUUUACCGUCGGACAUGGGACAGUUCAGCGAGUCACAGGUGACCGGUUUCAACAUUCAAGUGAAACCGUUAAUCGACAUGUCGGCGCAAAAUGUUAUGGAGCAAUUGACGGGACUUAUAUCGACACAUGGGCGCCCGCCGAGGCAACUAAUGCUUAUAUAUCUCGGCAUCACCGAGUUAGCCAAAAUGUGCUGGCAGCUUGUGAUUUUGAUAUGAGAUUCACGUUCAUAUACGCUGGGUGGGAGGGCACUGCUCAUGAUGCGCGCAUAUUUAUGGAUGCAUUGACUCGUCCAGGGAUCAAUUUUCCAUGGCCUCCUGAGGGUUAUUAUUACUUAGUAGAUUCCGCCUAUCCAUGUACUCAGGGAUUUUUGCUCCCAUAUCCUAGGGUGCGAUAUCACAGGUCUGAACGUCACGGCAACCGCUCAUUUCAUGGAUAUCAGGAUUAUUUCAAUUACCGGCAUUCUUCCCUCCGGAAUGUUAAUGAGCGGAGUUUCAGUGUGUUGAAAAAACGAUUUCGAAUUUUGCGAUCAAUGAACCCAUACAAGCCAACAAAUCAACGAUAUAUUGUUGUAGCAUGUUGUGUCAUACACAACAUUAUUCGCACGAUUACACCUGAUGAUCACAUUUUUCGUCAAUUUAGCAAUCCGAAUCAUUAUGAAGGCCAGACAAAUGUAGAUAACCCGAAUCAUAUAUUACAUACUCCUGACAUGUCAUCUGGGGCGGCACAAGCCAUGGCUGCAACCAGGGAAUCUAUCGCACAACCGAUGUGGGCACAUAGGAGUGCAAAUUGA